AUGGCCUCGCAAUUCAUCUCGGAUUACGCAACGCUCUUCAGCGUCGAGGGCCUUGUUGCAGUGGUGACGGGAGGUGCUACUGGGAUCGGCCUCAUGAUCGCAACUGCGCUGGAGAACAACGGGGCGAUCGUCUACAUUGUCGGUCGGCGGCAGGAAGCUCUUGACAAAGCCGUCAAGGAGCGCAGUAAGCACGGCAACAUGAUCGCGCUGAAAAGCGACAUUACAGACCGUGCAUCAUUGGAAGCUCUCGCAGGGCAGGUGAAAGCGCGUCACGGAUACAUCAAUUUGCUCGUCAACAACGCGGGUGUGAUGAUUGGCAAGCAGCCCAAGCUGCCGACACCCGCUGAAGCCGGCGGUGACAUCACACGCCUGCAAGAGGCACUCUGGGGUGCUGAGAGCUUUGACACGUUCGGGCAGACAUUCCACGUGAAUGUGUCGGGCGUUUGGUUCUGUACCGUCGCGUUCCUCGAGCUGCUUCAUGCGGGAAACACUCGGAGCAAGGCUCACGGCGUCACAAGCCAGGUGAUCUCAGUCUCGAGCAUCGCGUCAGUCCGCAAGGAUUCAGGCGUGUUCAGUCUCGGGUACACGCUCAGCAAGGCGGCGGUGACGCACCUGGGUAAGAUGAUGGCGCACUACUUGAAGGACUGGCAGAUCAGGAGCAACGUCAUCGCUCCGGGUCUGUUCCCGUCUGAAAUGACAGGCGACCUGUUGUCAGAACAGAUGGUCAAGUCAACAAUACCGCUGCAGAGGGCUGGGAGCACCGAUGAUAUGGGGGGCCUCGUAAUCUACCUUGCCAGCAAAGCUGGAGCUUACGUCGAUGGAUGCGUGCACCUCAUCGACGGUGGACGAAUGUUAAGCAUGCCCUCGGUGUACUAG
Postia placenta MAD-698-R-SB12 is the source of this 876-nucleotide messenger RNA. RefSeq lists its product as hypothetical. The transcript is spliced from 5 exons. The coding region runs from base 1 to 876 and encodes 291 amino acids. The record is from RefSeq and is a predicted model, not a curated record. Lineage: Eukaryota; Fungi; Basidiomycota; Agaricomycetes; Polyporales; Adustoporiaceae.